AAAAUGCCAAUAUCUAUUUUAUGAAUAUUGCAAGGAUACUGCUUGAAGAACCGAUUCUCGUGCAUUGGACUGAAUGCACUGGCCGAAGUCUUCUUCUUGGCUGUGAAUAAGAUAUGAAUUGCAUUUGAACUAUUUAAGUAUUGGAUGUAGGUGACCAUUUCCAGUUCAGGAUCCAUACCCCAAAACCAAUCCAAAUUCUUUGUAUGACGGUGAAUAUGUUGACGCUUACUAAAAAUCUUUUUAUGUGAGGGUAUCUCUUCACGACUUCACCCAAGAGAAAUGUGUUGCUGUCUUUUCCCUGGUGCGAGGAACAAACUCCUCCUUCCCCGUUUCCUGGAUGACGGUUGUAGAGUGGGCUUCUUAGCUUCGAUAGUCUUGGCUCUUGAGACCGAAAUCAUAUGUAGUACUAGGCACUAGCAAUUUUGCGUUGGCAAGUCAUAGUAUACUUUCAUUUUACUGUAAUUAUGAUGUGGGAACUUGCCGUUUCAACCCAGCUUUGAUACUCCACCAAAGUCCAUGGCAGUAUGGCACAGGAACUGGGGAGCAAAUGGAUUGACAGUAGUACAGUAACGUAACAGUAAUUGCCUUGGCUCUUAGGGGUUCAGCGAAAAUGGCAGCAGCCUCACCCUUUUGCUCAAGACGGGCUAUAUCUACAUACCCUUCUCUCAGACAGAGAUUUAAGCAAACAGAAUAUGAUAUUGUAAGGAUGUUUCAGCUUGCAACUCCUAAAGAUGAAGCGCCAAAUUUUGCCGUGAGCCGACCAGCCAUUAGAAAGAGCAGGUCUAAGAGGACAUUGGAUGAAAGGUUUAUAAGGAUUUUGAAAAUAUUCAAAUGGGGUUCUGAUGCAGAAAAGGCUCUUGAGGUGCUACAGCUUAGAGUGGAUCAUCGAUUAGUUCGUGAGGUACUGAACAUUGACGUGGAGAUCAAUGUUAAGAUGCAGUUUUUCAAGUGGGUUGGCAAGAGAAGGAAUUUUGAGCAUGACUCCACCACUUACCUUGCUCUCAUUCAUUGUCUUGAGGAAGCUGGCAGGGUUGGCGAAAUGUGGAAGACCAUACAAGAAAUGGUUCGAGGUCCUUGUGUAAUCAGCCCUGUUGAUCUGUCUGAAAUAGUGAGAACUUUGGGCAGAGCUAAGAUGGUCAACAAAGCCCUUACUGUCUUUUACCAGGUUAAAGCUCGCAAGUGCAAUCCUACUGCAAGCACUUAUAAUUCUAUGAUCAUGAUGCUUAUGCAACAAGGGCACCAUGAGAAAGUUUAUGAACUUUACAGUGAGAUGUGUGAUGAAGGCAACUGUUUGCCUGAUACUGUAACAUACAGCGCGCUGAUAUCAGCAUUUAGUAAAUUAGGUCGUGAUGAUUCUGCUAUUAGGUUGUUUGAUGAAAUGAGGGAGAAUGGUUUACAUCCCAAUUCAAAGAUAUAUACGACUGUACUGGGGACUUAUUUCAAAUUGGGAAAAGUUGAAAAGGCCUUAAGAUUAGUCCAGGAGAUGAAGGAGACUGGUUGUGCGCCAACUGUUUAUACAUACACUGAGUUAAUAAAGGGGCUUGGUAGAGCUGGUAGGGUUGAAGAAGCUUACUCUGUAUUUCUUAAUGUGUUAAAGGAAAGCUGUGAACUAGACGUUGUGCUCAUAAACAAUGUCAUAAAUUUGCUUGGCAAGGUAGGACGCUUGGCUGAUGCUUUGAGCGUAUUUGAAAAAAUGGGAUCUUUGAAGUGUACACCAAAUGUGGUGACAUAUAAUACUAUUCUUAAAUCAUUGUUUCAAUCUAAAGCCCCGGUAUCUGAAAUUUCAUCAUGGUUCGAGCAAAUGAAGGCGAGUGGAGUGGCUCCUAGCUCCUUUACUUAUUCAAUUCUCAUUGAUGGAUUUUGCAAGACAAAUAGAGUGGAGAAAGCUCUGUUGCUGCUAGAGGAGAUGGAUGAGAAAGGUUUUCCUCCAUGUCCAGCCGCCUACUGCAGCCUGAUCAACAGUCUUGGAAAAGCAAAACGGUAUGAAGCUGCGAAUGAGUUGUUCCAAGAACUAAAGGAGAAUUCUGGAUCCUUGAGUUCGAGAGUAUAUGCUGUGAUGAUCAAGCACUUUGGCAAAUGUGGACAUUUGGCUGAGGCAAUGGAUCUUUUCAAUGAGAUGAAUAAAGUUGGGUGCAGUCCUGAUGUGUAUUCUUAUAAUGCCCUCAUGUCAGGGAUGGUAAAGGCUGGCAUGCUAGAUGAAACUCUUUCCUUGCUUCAAACAAUGGAGGAAAAUGGUUGCAAUCCAGACAUAAAUUCCUACAAUAUAAUCCUGAAUGGCUUGGCAAAGACUGGUGGCCCAGAAAGAGCAAUCGAGAUGUUCACAAGGAUGAAAAGUUCAAAGAUAAAGCCGGAUGCAGUCUCCUACAAUACCAUUCUUGGUUCUCUAAGCCGUGCUGGUAUGUUUGAGGAGGCUGCUAGGUUGAUGAAGGAGAUGCAAGUGAAAGGCUUUGAAUAUGAUCAUAUAACAUACUCUUCAAUACUUGAAGCAGUCGGAAAGAUCGAUGAAGAUCGCGUUCAUUCCACUUUUUAGAAUGAUCUGGUAUAUACUUCUCUUUAGGUAAUUGAGUGGUGUAUUUCUCACUCAUCAAUCAUGCUUUUAGGAAAUAUAUGCUUUUGCUUACUAAGUGAUGCGAAAAGUCGUGUUACAGAAUUUUGUGGAACUUUUCAUGUGCAAUAAAUGUUAUAUGGCUAGUUGCAGGUACUUACUUUAUGUUCACCAUUUUAUGUUAAUCAUGAGAUAUGGAAUUGCUAUUGCCCCGUUUUUAGAGGACGUGAUGUGGCAUUUUCUGUUUUCAUUUGAAAAUUCGGCUUGCAGAACUCUAUCAGGUGCCAGUGCAUGGAGUCAAUCUCUGCAGUGUGUUGCACCUCCUCGUAAGAUCUUACAUGGCAAGACCAUGCAUGCUUGGGAGGUAAGUUCGACAUAUAAUAAAGUGAUCUAUGGGAAUUACGAUACUGUUAAGGGCUUCCAUGGAUGAGAAAUGCCAACUUUUUUUAUGGUAUGGUCAAUCAGCCUUGCUUGGACAUGUUACUGUACAGAUACAAUUAAUUGCUUCUCAAAUUUCUUACCCAAGUGUCUGCUAGACGUGCUCAGGCAGCAACUGGCAUGAAGCCUGAAGGUGAAAUUUUUGUUUACACUGCUUGUGCCAACUGGCAACUCGUCAAUGGUUUAGAGUUGCAGAUGAGUCUGCAAGUGAUUAUCCCGGCUUUCUCUUUAUCUGCUGGUGGCUGGACUAUGGAAUCUGUUGCUAGGAUCUUGGACGACAUACUUGGAUGAUCCUUUGUCCAUAAUCUUUGUCUGCUAAGCUCUUGUGAUUUGUUUUUUUAUAGAAAUUAAUGCUGAUGAAAUAUUUGUCCAUAAUCUGUACUUUGGAUCCUGGAUGCUUUGGUGGUAACGUUUUUAAAUGACAUCUUCUUGCUGCUGUUUACCGACA
Messenger RNA from Coffea arabica (coffee), 3431 nucleotides. The record is from RefSeq and is a predicted model, not a curated record. Lineage: Eukaryota; Viridiplantae; Streptophyta; Magnoliopsida; Gentianales; Rubiaceae.